Stegodyphus dumicola is the source of this 492-nucleotide messenger RNA. RefSeq lists its product as uncharacterized. Lineage: Eukaryota; Metazoa; Arthropoda; Arachnida; Araneae; Eresidae. The record is from RefSeq and is a predicted model, not a curated record.
AUGGCUACUAGCGAUCCUCUAGCCACUGAUGACAAACAAAUGGCUCGCUUUGCUGUGAAACCUGCCCCAUUUUGCCGUAGUGACCCCAACCUUUGGUUUUUUCAAUUAGAUGCACAAUUCAAGCUCAGGGGUAUAACACGCGACAACACGAAAUUUUAUACUGCGAUUUCCGCCCUCGACACUGAGGUUCUUCUGUCAGUACGCGAGAUUGUUCUGAAACCCCCCUCGGAUAAUAAAUAUGAGGAAUUGAAAAAUAAAUUAAUUUCAGUUUAUGAGGAGUCUGAAAACACCAAACUAAAGCAGUUAUUACAAGAUUUGCAACUUGGUGAUAUGCACCCAUCCCAGUUAUUGUCAAAAAUGCAGGAGCUUGCGGGUGACAAUGUUUUACAAUCAUUGUGGUUUAAUCGUCUCCCGAACAAUAUCCAAGCUAUUCUUGCCUCCAGUAACGAGAACCUACCCCAACUGGCCCAAAUGGCAGACCAAAAUUCAUGA